AUGUUCCCCUGCUGCGCCCCGACCCUGCACGCCGCGUCCGUCCUCCCGCGACGCUCACUGCUGCUGCGGCCUGAGCUCCACGCCAGCCGUCGCCCGCCUUGCCGUAGCACGCACCGCGCCGACCGCGCCUGUGCCUCGCCCACGCCCCGCGCCUCCCCACAUGCCGCCGCUCACGGCUCCACCGGUGUCCGCCACCACGCCGCACUGACCUCCCCACGCGGCUACCUACGCUCACCCCCACGUGCGCCGUUCUGCACCUCUGCAGCUGCUCGUCGGUCGCCGUUCCGGCCGCGGCCACCGGCCUCCCCUGUUCCGGCGCCCUGCCGGGUCCGCCCGCCCCCGGGCGUGCGCCCGCUCGGGCCGCGCGGCGCCCCGUGCCCGCUAAGGCCACAAGGGCCUUUGACAACUAGGCCCUGUCCCAUGUACCCAUGA
Molecule: messenger RNA, 432 nt
Organism: Aegilops tauschii subsp. strangulata
Lineage: Eukaryota; Viridiplantae; Streptophyta; Magnoliopsida; Poales; Poaceae
Source: RefSeq, a predicted model, not a curated record